AUGGGGUGCUCUGAUAUCACAUAUGAACUCGUCGCAUUGACAAAAAGCAGCCUACAGACAGCUUGGUCCUACACGAUGCCAUUGGCAACCUACAGAACUUACGGGUUGUACAGAAAACCUGAGGGCCCACGUAGCCGCUUAGACAAGUGGCUGCGGCCUUUCUCUCCCGCCCUAUCGCUGGCGUACCUGGGGGUGAUACUGAUCAUGACCUUGGCCCUCAAGGUGGUCCAACACGUCAGCUGUCGAGCUGGCCUGCACGACCAGGGCUCUUCGUUCUGCGACUGCCUGCUGUUCGUAUUCGAAGCGAUCUGCCAGCAAGGUCACAAUUUCUCGCCCGCCACGAACGCAGGGCGACUGGUGAUCCUUCUCGCGUACAUGACGGCGAUCGUCGUCAACAACUCGUUCUCGGGGAUCCUGGUGUCCUUCUACUCCUACCGAGGUCCUUCCCUGCCGUUCAGCAACCUGUCGGUGGCGAUCAAGGAAGGAUACCGACUCGGCGUCUUGAACAAUUCCUACUACCACGAUGAGAUAAAGAAUGGAAUCGCAAAUAACGAGGUGCUAUCGGAAACAGGCAAGCACACAAUAGAUGUACAGCCGACUAUUUUGGAAGGACUCAACAAAGCCUGCUUUGAUAACUACGUGUUUCUUGCUCCAAUCAGAACUGCUGGAAAAUUCGUGGGGAAUUUAAACUGUGAACUACUUGUGAUGCCUAUAUCAACACAACAAUUAGUUGUACCAGUGAGGAAAGGAAGCCCUUAUUUGAAGAUCUUCAACAACAAUCUGCUGAAACUCCGGGAGAGCGGUGUCGCCCAGAGGAUACUCUGUGGAAUCCUGCGUCGUAAGGAGGUCUCCAGGCAGGGGCGCAGCGAUGCGUGGGACGGCGUCGGGUGGAGGGAGGUAGCGUCCUUCCUCCUGGUGCUGGCGACGGCGUCGGCCGCCAGUCUGCUGGUCCUGCUCUGCGAGCUGUGCCUCGACAGAGUCCGACCGGGAAGUCGCGAGGCGCUCGUGAUACUGCCAUAGCUAGAGACCCGCAAAAUUCGCGGGUUCAUUUCGUGUUAUGCUAUAAUUCAAAUAAGCAUGCCUUAGUGCUGCUUCUGUCAUUUGUUCACUGUUAAUCUGGAGUAAUGAGGGCCAAUUAGUAGAGACCUGCAAAAUUCGCGGAUUCAUUCGGUGAUAGGCUAGAAUUCAAACACAUAUACCUCUUAGAUGAUUUUGCUAUUGGCUUACUGUUCAUCUCGACGAAUCUCAACCCGUUAUAAACCCUCAACCAAAGAAGGAUCUAAUCACAGACAAACCAGCUCAGACGACUUACAAGUCGGCAGCCAAUGAACUUGCGCUAUUUGCCCGAGUGUACAGG
Messenger RNA from Bacillus rossius redtenbacheri, 1357 nucleotides. Its product is annotated as glutamate receptor ionotropic, kainate 2-like. The transcript is spliced from 5 exons. The record is from RefSeq and is a predicted model, not a curated record. Gene Ontology annotation, cellular component: membrane. Gene Ontology annotation, molecular function: ligand-gated monoatomic ion channel activity. Bases 1 to 1020 code for a protein of 339 amino acids. Lineage: Eukaryota; Metazoa; Arthropoda; Insecta; Phasmatodea; Bacillidae.